Molecule: messenger RNA, 2541 nt
Organism: Bombina bombina (fire-bellied toad)
Lineage: Eukaryota; Metazoa; Chordata; Amphibia; Anura; Bombinatoridae
Gene: RGS14
Product: regulator of G protein signaling 14
Exons: 16
Coding region: 99-2036 (645 amino acids)
Biological process (GO): regulation of G protein-coupled receptor signaling pathway; signal transduction
Molecular function (GO): G-protein alpha-subunit binding; GTPase activator activity; microtubule binding
Source: RefSeq, a predicted model, not a curated record
GGUGGUUCUCUUUUUCCACCUAGUUCCUACUGUCAUUUUAAAAAAAGCAGUACUGCAGUGAUCCAAACAAUGACAUUUUGCACAGAGUAUAUGUCGGGAUGCUAGGGAAAAUGAAAUACUUGGAUGUUCCUAAUGGCAGGAUGGUUCUGGCAGUUUCUGAUGGAGAAUUAAAUCAUGCUGAACUUGAUGGACGAGGAAGUGGCCAGAGCCUGAACAGUUUACCCAGCGUCCAGUCUGAUCGGCUUGGCACAGAGAGAUCAGUGGGCAGCUGGGCAGUAUCAUUUGAGAGGCUUCUUCAGGACCCACUUGGGGUUGAAUACUUUACGGAUUUUUUAAAGAAAGAGUACAGUGCUGAAAAUAUAUUUUUCUGGCAGGCAUGUGAGAAGUUCCAGUCUAUCCCAGCUGAUGACACUGAGCAGCUUUCCAAAGAAUCUCGGAGGAUAUACAAAGAAUUCCUGUCCAGCAGCUCAUUGUGUCCAGUCAAUGUUGAUCACCAGGCAAUUAUAACAGAAGAUAUGCUAGAAAAACCCACUCCUGAUUUGUUCAGAACACAACAGCUGCAGAUUUUCAACCUGAUGAAGUUUGACAGCUAUGCACGCUUUGUAAAGUCACCUCUUUAUCAAGAGUGCAUGGUUGCUGAAGUAGAAGGAAGGUCUUUACCUCAUCUCAGCUCUGCAGACUCCACUGGCCACUGUACCAACCACACAACUGGUGCUAUAAAGAAAAAGACAUUAAGAUCUGGAAAGUCUCUCCCAGUUGGUGUUGAAGUGGCUGGAAUGGAUAACACAGAACACAGUUCCAAACAUCACAGAUUGUCAUUUAAGAAGAAGGACAAGAAAGGACAUGGCAAAGACAACGUAGAUGAUCACUCAUCACGCCGUGAGUCUCAGACAUCUCUAAACUCUGCAACUAGCCUGGACCUUAGUUUCGCCUCUACAGUUUCCAGUAAAUCUGAGAAUGAUGGUGUAAGCCACAGCAGUAUGGGGCUAGAUAUAGAGCCUAAGCCAAUGAAGUACUGCUGUGUAUAUUUCCCUGACGGCACAGCUUCACUCACACUUAUCAGGCCAGGCCUAACUAUCCGAGAUAUGCUGAGCGGGGUCUGUGAGAAACGUGGCUACUGCACCACAGACGUGAAAGUUUAUCUAACUGGAAACGAGCAGAAAGCACUGGCGCUUGAUCAGGAUUGCGUGGUUCUUGCAGAUCAGGAGGUUCGGCUGGAAAACAGAGUCGGCUUUGAUUUACAAAUUGAACCUCUUCAUAAAAAUAUACAUCUUGUGGCAAAAUCCAACAAGACCCUAGGAGAGGCUUUGGACGUGGUGCUAAAGAAGUAUCAUCUUGACAUUCAUCAUUUGACGCUAACAAAGAUCGGAGAGUCACAAGCUGUAGACCAAAGGAUAUCUGUUAAUGAGGUGGCAGGACAGAAACUGAUUUUGGAAACAGUCAAUGAAUUAAACAAUGAGAGACUUGAUGGAGGGAACCAUGCUAAGCAUCAAACAAAGAAGGAAUCUGCAAAAGAGAAAUCUGGCACACAGCAUAACCCAGUACACUACGAGAGGGCACAAAGAGACGGUGAGGCUAUCAAUCAUUUAGUAUCACUGAACAGUGUUAGAGAAACACAACAAAUGAACAUUAUGUCUCAAAGACAAACAUAUGGCAUUGAAGAAUUGGUUGAGCUACUUAACAGAGUGCAGAGUUCCCGUGCAGAUGACCAGCGAGGCCUACUGACCAAAGAGGUUCUUGUGCUACCAGAUUUCUUGAGGCUUCCAGCAGAUGAUGAAUGUGGUAACUGCCAUGGAUGCAGUCUGAACUUUUCCACAGACGUUCUAAAGACUUCCUUAGCACAUGUGGAUAUGGGGCAGCCCUCAACAAACUGUAAUGAAAACAAGACUACUAACAUCUCUUCUCCAACAGAAAAUACAUUUUGUUCUACAGAUUCACAGACACAACUUACAACAAACACAACUCAUGAAAAGACUCUUUCAAAUUUGACCUCUUCACAUCAUCAUCAUCAUCAUCACCAUCAUCACCAUUCUUAAAAUCUGUGCCAAAGAUCCAAAUGACGUAUCCCUGGCUUGUCCCUGUCUACCAGUGAAACAGUUGUAGGGUUGGUUUCUCUCAUCCAAUGAGUAACUGUGGGAGCUGUCCCUGGCAGCUUGUGAACAUUACUGCAGUCGUAGGAGUUGUCUUUGUCCACAAAGGAACAUUAAUAAGACUGUGGAAGUUGUGCUACCAUAACAUGCACAAAUAUAGCACUACAACUAGUGCACAGACCUACAUUCCAUGAAAGGUUAAAUGCAUUUUAAUUUGUUUUUACAUCUUUAACUGCUGGUCCUUUAUGUACAGAAUAGUAAAUGUUUUCCCAUGAAUCUUUAAUGAUAUUCAUCACUAUGGAUAUGGGGCCUUUAUGUUCAUUCAUUUGCAUUAUUAUUUAUUAAAGAUUAUAAUGAAUCUUUCAAGAACAUUUUUUCAAAAAUAUAAUAUUGAUGAUGAUUUUUGUGUUUUUAAAAAAUUUAUUGUACAAAAUAAAAAUGUUGUAUCCUU